This is a messenger RNA of Amborella trichopoda, 1539 nucleotides long. RefSeq names its product calcineurin B-like protein 7. Gene Ontology annotation, molecular function: calcium ion binding; kinase binding. NCBI's taxonomy places the organism in Eukaryota, Viridiplantae, Streptophyta, Magnoliopsida, Amborellales, Amborellaceae. The record is from RefSeq and is a predicted model, not a curated record. Gene Ontology annotation, biological process: calcium-mediated signaling.
ACUAUUCUCUCUCUCCCCAUCGUUUUCUGUCUUUUUCCCAUUAUCAAAAUGUUGUCAUUGAUUUUCUUGGCUUUGAGUUCCUAUUUUCCCGUUGCCUCCGCAAGGAAAACAAGAAAUGUCCGGACUUUCCAAAAUGAUAUAUUAACAUACGACUGCAACGUCCUUUGACUGCGUUACCAAGGAACAUUCUACGGAGGACAGAGCAUAGAAGUGCGUUCAGGGGAGGCGGCUGAAUUGAAUGUCCUUCAAAUUCAGAACAAAGAGGACAUGAAACAUAUACAAAAAAAUUCAGAAAAAAGGGGAGUGUCACGUUUUAACACCUUAUUAAAUCCUAAGUUCAGAGCUUCCGAGGUCAAUUUAACCUGGAUUUUUUCUGGGGUUUCUCAAAUUCAGUCGAGACAUGCUAAGCAGCCACCUGGCUAUGAGGAACCUGACAUUCUUGCUGCUGAGACAUCAUUUAGCGUAAAUGAAGUGGAGGCCUUAUACGAACUAUUUAAGAAACUAAGCAGUUCCAUAAUAAAUGAUGGCCUGAUUCAUAAGGAGGAGUUCCAACUUGGCCUCUUUAGGAACAGCAGCAAAAAGAACUUCUUUGCAGACCGGAUAUUUGAUUUAUUUGAUGUCAAACACAAUGGAGUCAUUGAGUUUGGGGAAUUUGUACGAUCCUUGAGCAUUUUCCAUCCAAACACUCCAGAGGCAGACAAAAUCUUAUUUGCGUUCCGGUUAUAUGAUUUACGGCACACUGGAUUCAUUGAACGUGAGGAGUUGAAAGAGAUGGUGUCGGCGCUUUUAAAUGAAUCAGAUCUGGAUCUUUCAGAUGAUGUUAUUGAAACCAUAGUUGAUACGACAUUUAGUCAAGCAGAUACAAAAGGGGAUGGAAAAAUUGACCAAGAAGAAUGGAAAGAAUUUGUGAAAAGGAAUCCAUUAAUUUUGAAGAACAUGACUCUUCCAUACCUCAAGGGCAUAACUUUAGCAUUUCCAAGCUUUGUGUUUAACUCUGAAUUGGAAGAUGCAGAGCUCAGUGUAUCAACAAAGCAUAUCAUUGACUCUGAAUUCUGCUCGAACGUUCAAAGCGCCACACAAACUUCUGUCCGAAUUGAGAAGGGUAAUGUUUCUACUUAAUGGAGGAAGGUAAUGCAGUUCUCAAUGUAAGAUAUCUACAAUAUUCCUCUCUCAAGAAAUGGCUAUGGAGCAAGGGUACAUUCUUCAGAGCCAUAUGUUUUACUAUCUCUCUACCCAUUUUUGUUUCAAACAGAAUGAGAUUAUGGAAUAAGUUGGCAUCAGGGUGACAAGUGUAAGCAACGCGGUAGUGUACAUAAGGACUUGUUAUCUGAUAUUGGUUGAGCUUAUAGUGAUCUGGGGUUUUGGGCCAUUGUGGAUGGGAAGGAUGGGGGGCUCGAGCUCCAUUUUUUGAAGUGUAAAUGUGAUAUAUAGUAUGAGUUCUUCAGCUGUAUAUUCUUUUUCCCUUUUUUCCUGCCUAUUUAAAGAGUAUACAUGUUUGUUAUCUUGUUUUUGGUACUUAAAGAAGAAAGAAAUGGUGGA